This is a messenger RNA of Tachysurus fulvidraco (yellow catfish), 7192 nucleotides long. RefSeq names its product pleckstrin homology domain-containing family G member 1. Gene Ontology annotation, molecular function: guanyl-nucleotide exchange factor activity. NCBI's taxonomy places the organism in Eukaryota, Metazoa, Chordata, Actinopteri, Siluriformes, Bagridae. Bases 238 to 5490 code for a protein of 1750 amino acids. The record is from RefSeq and is a predicted model, not a curated record. The transcript has 18 exons.
UAUCGCACAGACAGAGAGGUCAGCUUCACUGAGUCUUUCUACAGUGUGUGUGUAAACUAAGGAUUUACAGUGUGUGUGAGAGAGCAGGCACACAUACACACACACACUUCCAAAGGUGUGUGUGUGUGUACACGGAUUGUGUGCGCGCGAGGGGGAUUAGUUAGCCCAAGAGUGAGACGGCACUAGAAUACUAAGUAGAAAUGUGAAGAGGAGAAACUUUUUAAAAACUACACCAACAUGCCAACAGAAGAGUUCCUGUUCCCUGAUGUCUUACCCCCUCUGCUGGAGGUCCCCAUUCUUGAAGGGGCGGUGCUAAGCCAAGGGGCCUUCCGAAACCCCGCCCUCAGACACUGCUCCUCCCACAGCAUGGAUUCUGCCCAGUGCAACGACCGACCUGUCAGCUACACCUCCACAUCCUCCUCCUCCUCGUCACGGGACAGCAACUGCUCAGCUGUGUUAGGCUCCGCCCUUGUGCGGGACCGAGAUUCUGGGGCGAUCCGACUGGAACUCAUCCCCGCCCGUCAGCUGGAGGAGGCGGAGCCACCUGCACCAGCCAAUCAGGAUGAAGAGCGUAAAGUGGCCUAUGUGGAUCAUGUAGUGCAGGAGAUCCUGGAGACAGAGAGGACUUACGUCCAGGACCUGCAGAGUAUCGUCCAGGAUUACUUUGAGUGUAUCAGUAAUCAGGCUCGUCCCAUGUUGGGGUUGGAGGACAGGAAUUCGCUCUUUGGAAACAUCCGGGAAAUUUACUGUUUCAAUAGGCAUCUCCUGUAUGAUUUGGAGAAGUGUAACUCAGACCCGGUGGCCAUCGCUCAUUGUUUUGUGGCGAAGAGUGAAGAAUUUCAUAUUUAUACACAGUACUGCACUAAUUACCCAAGAUCUGUAGCCGUUCUCAGUGAGUGUAUGAGGAAUAAAUCAGUAGCAAAGUUUCUGCGUGAGCGUCAGGAGUGUGCGAAACACUCUCUUCCUCUCGGCUCCUUCCUGCUCAAACCUGUACAGAGGAUCCUCAAGUACCAUCUGCUGCUGCAUGAGAUCGCCACACACCUGGAGAAGGACUCCGAGAGACAUGCUGUGGUUCAGGAGGCUAUCGACACCAUGCAGAGGGUUGCAUGGCACAUUAAUGACAUGAAGAGGAAACACGAGAACACCGUCAGACUUCAGGAGAUACAGAGUUUACUGACAAACUGGCAGGGUCCUGAUCUGAUUGGUUAUGGUGAGCUGGUUUUAGAGGGAACGUUCCGGGUCCAGAGGGUGAAGAAUGAGAGAACGCUCUUCCUCUUUGACAAACUCCUCCUCAUCACCAAGAAACGGGAGGAAAACUAUGCAUACAAGGCUCACAUACUGUGCUGUAAUCUGAUGCUGGUCGAAGUCAUUCCUAAGGAGCCACUGAGCUUCAGUGUGUUCCACUACAAAAACCCCAAACUACAGCACACAGUUCAGGCCAAAUCUCAUCAGGACAAGCGAACAUGGAUCCAGCAUCUGAAAAGACUCAUUCUCGAGAACCAUCCAGCAAAAAUUCCAGCCAAGGCCAAGAAGGCCAUUCUGGAAAUGGAUGUGCACCAGUUUAGCCCCGAGGGCCAGAACAGAAUCAACCUGAAAGAAGGUCCUUCACCCAGAAGAGCGCGCAGGAAGACGGAACCUUUGUCCAAACUGCUCAAAAACAAACAUGCAAUAUCCAGUCCAGAUAUACAGAAGCGAAGCAGUUUUGGUGCAACCCUUCUGUCUCCUGUAGUCCAUCUGGGCACCAUUGGUCGAUCACGUAGCCUCGUCAGCCAAUCACAGGAAUCACUGGACCCUGGCGACCACGGCGACCACAGUGACGUAGAUGAGGGGUUGCAUCCACAGGAUGCUGACGAUGAAGAUGACAGUGGACUGGGCUCUGGAGGAAAGCUACGUGUACCUGGAAAGAGUAGCAGAAAGAGGCUAAAUGCCCAGGUAUCAGUGGACAGCAUCGACCAGUGGAAGAACCGUAGCCUUGACCAUAUCGAUCUACAGACAGCCAAAGAGUCUCUGCAGAAAGAGACAGUGCACACACCCAUCUUACGGGUGACCUGUCCUUCAGAAACACGGGUUGAUGAUCAAUUUUCCCAGUUUCUGGGUAGAAGCAGUGGACAUUCUGUGCCAAAUAUAUGGGCAGACCACAGGGUGCGUCGAGCCAUGUUCCCUACUCGUCAAAAGACUGUCCAAAUUGAUGACGAUGAAGACAUCUAUCAGAUGUUUGUUCCAACUGAAAAUGACACAAGUGGGCAUGAUGCCGAAAGCGAUCAUGAUGCAGUUGAUGAUCGUCCUGGACGCCCGUGCAGCUGGCAUGUUGAACAGACAAAGUCAGGGCGGUUAGACCUCCCGGCCAGCAGGGGAAAAGUUUUACGGAGGGCAAGUAGUGUUGGAGAGCAGCAAAGCGAGCGACAAAGUCCUACAAAGAGAGCUGUCCUCAAAGAAGAAGUACACGAUAAUACAGAAUCAUCGAGUAAUGAGAUAUCCGGAUCUUCUUCAGCAGAACAGCUAACAAUCGAUGAUAUUGAGAAUGUUUAUGACAAUAUUAGCUAUGAAGAACUGCAGGCCAUGGGACUCAUUCGGAAGGAUCCGGAGGUUACUCACUCCUCUUCAGAAGAGAAACCGGUCGUACCUCCACAAAUCUUAGUUUCUCCAGUUGAAUUCAAGAGCUCCUCUGAAAGCAACAGGUCUUCAGGCCAAGAGGGAGCACCAUUUGAAUCUGCUGUGCAGACACCCGAUGAAGAGGAAAAUGUCUAUGAUACCAUUGUGUUUCAUGACCUGCCACCUCCGGUCACUGAGAAAGGAAAGGGAAAUGAACAAGCAGACAAACAGGAUUACCUGCAAUCAGCCAUGACGGACUUGACAUUUAGCCAGAACACAGGAACUGUUGUUAUAGAUGAAACACCAAAUCUGGAGCACAGCAAAGCAACAACUCGACCCCUUCCUGAGAUUCCCAUUGUUUCAAUUACUGAUAUGGACAGAGCAUCAACUUUGGAUAAAACCUCCGAGCAGUCUGUGGCUGAUCACAUGUCAGAGCAAGUUGAUGAGAUCUGGAAUGAUCUGGAAAAUUACAUCCGGGAUAAUGAAAAGAAACCAGACAAGCUUCCUGCUGCAUUCCCUGUCAAUAGACCAGAAUCCCCACGCAAGAUUCGUGAUUCUCAAAGUAAAAAGGAAAGUUCUUCGGAUAAAUUACACAACUCUCCAACAAAGGCAGUCAAAACUCAGCCAAAAUCACAAGAAUCUCAAGAAAAGACACGGAAAUCGCAUCAAUCUCCCAGCAAAAAAUGUGGUUCUGGACGCAAAAAUACUGACUCUCAAGUCAAAACAGAUGUUGCAAAGAAGGUAAAGAAAAGCACAUCAUCACCCAGUCCUCCAGCCUUCCACCCUAUUCCAACAUUUAAAUUUCCAGUGCUCAGUGUUCCCAAACUUGUGCGAGAGCCGACAUUUGAGAUUGAUGAGCCUGAAUCCCCUCCUUCAACACCUCCUGCUACACCUUCUCAUUCCCAGGUCUCCACCUCUGCUCCCCAGGUCUCCACCUCUGCUCCCCAGGUCUCCACCUCUGCUCCCCAGGUCUCCACCUCUGCUCCCCAGGUCUCCGCCUCUGCUCCCCAGAUCUCCACCUCUGCUCCCCAGAUCUCCACCUCUGCUCCCCAGGUAUCGACCCAGGUCUCCACCUCUGCUCCCCAGGUAUCGACCCAGGUCUCUAUCUCCGCUCCCCAGGUAUCGACCCAGGUCUCCACCUCUGCUCCCCAGGUAUCGACCCAGGUCUCCACUUCUGCUCCCCGGGUAUUAACCCAGGUCUCCACCUCUGCUUCCCAGGUAUCGAUCCAGGUCUCGAGCCCCGCUCCCCAGGUCUCGAGCCCCGCUCCCCAGGUCUCGAGCCCCGCUCCCCAGGUCUCGAGCCCCGCUCCCCAGGUCUCGAGCCCCGCUCCCCAGGUCUCGAGCCCCGCUCCCCAGGUCUCGAGCCCCGCUCCCCAGGUCUCGAGCCCCGCUCCCCAGGUCUCGAGCCCCGCUCCCCAGGUCUCGAGCCCCGCUCCCCAGGUCUCCACAUCUGCUCCUCAAGUCUUGAACCCUUUACCUCAAGUCUCCAGCCCUAUCAGCCAAGUCUCAAGCAAUGUUCCCCAUGUCCAAGUCUCCUGCCCUAUUCCUGAAAUCCAAAUCUCCAGCCCUGAACCUCCACCUGGCACAGUCAAGAGCAUUCGGAACAAACUAGCUAGGCUUAGCAGUGGAAGCUUCCGCAUUGAUGAUGAUGAUGAGGAUCCUCCUACACAGAAAGACCCCGAGCUGCAAACACUGUUUAGUGGUUUGGACCCUUCUUUCUUACCUCUGACAUCUUCUGGUCUUCUUUUGGCUGGAGAUGCUGGUGACCAGCUUCUGGAUUUAGGGGAGAAAGGUAGAAACAGAGUAUUCCUGAUGGCAAGACAAUACAGCCAGAAGAUCAAGAAGGCUAAUCAGCUGUUGAAAAUGAAGAGCAUGGACCAUGAGCCCAGCUGCACAAGACUCAGGACAAACAAGGCAAAAGAUUUAGCUGCGAUUCUGGAAGAGAAAAAGCAAGGUGGAGCUGCUAUAGGAGCAAGGAUAGCUGAGUAUUCUCAGUUAUAUGAGCAAGUGAUGUUUAAGGAGCCUUCUACUACUACUCCAGUGCUGAAAUCUUCAGCUAGCGUGUCAGGACCUCACCCGUUGUACUCGCGCUCAAGUUUGUCUUCCUCCCCAUCUCUACCUGAGAGUGCUUUCCCAGAGACCGACUGGUUAAACUGCACCUACAGCAAUGGCGAACUUGCCGGCUUUGUGUCCUGGCCUGCUGAUGUUGAAGGGUGCUCUUCGACCCCUCAGCAAAAGUUGUCUCCUGCAAUAUCUGCCCCUGCCUUGAAGAACCUUCCCCCACCUCUGAGCACUCCAUCCAAUCAACGCUGGAGUGCCUGUGUGACUCCAUCCAGCAAAGAUGACUCUGAACAUGUUUAUAGCACAUUGGGGCAGCACAAUUUUAAAACUCCACUUUAUAGCCGCUGUCAGUCCUCGUCCUCGUUGGCUGAGCAGCAAGAGAAAGAGAACAGCAGGAGUUUUGGAAAUCUGGGACAAACCAGUCGUCCAGGAGGGGAUGCGAUUGCAGGACAUGGUCUUGGGCCUCGGCAGCGCAGCCUUCCUGAGAGUCCUGCCCAAACGACCUCGGACCUUUCCCAGUCAUGUGAUCUCACACUAAGGGACUCUCAGCAAGUGCUGGUGCUGGACAGACAGACAAAUCUGAAUGCGAUCAGUGCCACACAGAACUACCUGGCCAAUUUCAAAGACAACGGCGAUGAUGAUGAUGAUUAUGUCGAAAUCCGAUCCGAGGAUGAGAGUGACGGCAUGGAAAAGGGCAGUACAGUGAGCCCACAAUCAGCUCUGCACAGCUACGUCUGGAAUGACCCCGACGACAGUCAGCAAGCACUCAAUCAGCCCAAAAUUGUCCAGUCACUGCGAGAGAAGUUCCAGUGUCUUGGUUCCAGCAGUUUUGCAUAAGGAACGGACACUACUUUUAAUUCUACCUGGAGUUGCGAAAAUAAAGGCAAUUGAAUAUAUUACCACAUGGAAAAUGUUACAUGAUGCAAAGCUCAUUGAUAAAUUAUAGGAUUACGACAAGUUAGGUAAACGAUUUGCAUCACAGCUUCAGUGGAUCUUAGGUCCUUAGUAUAUGCACUCACAAUUCACUCGAAUAUGACACCUCAUAUUUUUCAUUCAUAUAAUAACUGGUAAUGCACUAAGCACAUUUUGCCAUAAGUAUAGAUUCAAAUAAAAGAUUUACUGUUUAAAUUCCUUUUUUUUUAUAAUGGGUAUUGAUCUUGACUUGAACUUGCAUGAUUGGGCUGAGGAGCGUCUAUCAGUCUGAGAGAGUUUCUUUUUAAGUGUUAAGAUUUUAGCACUUUCUUUCUCAAGCCACAACCUAGCAGCCAUUUUGCUAAGAAUUCCACCGCAAAACAUUUCAGGUAGCCUUGGAAAAAAUUUUAAUUUGUCGAUCCAACUUAACGUUUCCGUUAUUGUCGAUGCAAAGCCGAUAUAUUAGUGGCUGUCCGUAAUCGAUCAGGCUGCCUUUACAGUUGCUACAUAAAGAAAAUUAGGUCGUUAUCUACUGUUACUGGUUACGUCUGCAUGACCGUGUGUUCUCGAAGACCAAAAAUACAUUAAAAAUACACAUAUAUUUUACUAGGUAAUAAUAGGAAUCAAUAUAUACUGUAUAUAAGCCAUAGAUAUAUUUUAGAUAGUUUGAUAAAGGAGGCCUAUCCAUGCUUACCAUUGGUCAGAUAAAGUUUUUCCUCGAUAUGUUUCUGUUUGCCUCACAUUUAAACUAUACGCCUGACUAAGGCUUUAAGAAAAAAAAUUAUUUAGUACUGUCAUCGAUAAGCAAUAAGUCAUAAUUUAGGCUGAUUUUAAAUCAUUACCGAGGACCAGGUUAGCACCAGGUUACUUACAGACUCACAGUUAGAACUGUUGUAUAUUUCAUUUAGGCAUUUCUGCUUUUGUUCAGAAUGUUUCACAAUCACUCGCUCUCACUGUCCAAGCCCACGGAUUUGUCACUAGUUAAGUUACUUUAAAAAAAAAAACACUGGUUCAUCACACACACGUCGUUUGUUACUCGUUUGACAUUUUUAGAAUCACAUUAAAAUUUUUCAGAUUUUUAUUUAUUUAUUUUCUUUUAUUGCCGUCCUGUUUGAGAUAUUCCAAGUCUAACGUAGUAAUAUUUAUUAAAUAUCUACUGUCAGUAGCAAUAAUUUGGUUUAAGCUGUUUACAGUUAUUGUCGAUUUUCUUCCCCAUGAGCACUGAGCAAGACUAUCGCCAUAUUGGAACAAAUAAAGAUAGAAUUAUUAAAAUCCAGUUAAUAUCUUCAGUGAAAAUGUACCAAAUUGGUAAAAAUAUAUAUAUAUAUAAAUGAAGUAUGUUUAUAAGUUCCAUGUUUUUUGGGGGUUUUUUUGUACAUUGUUUCUUGUUUCACUGGGGAUUGCUAUCAUUUGUCCAUCUGGUUUGCACUUUUUUAUUUUAAUUUUUUAUUGCUUUUUUUAUUUGUUAUGAUGUACAUUUUAGUUUGUCAUUGAGUGUUGCCAUAGUUUUGCUCUGUCUUAAUUUUAAAUUAAAUGUACUGUAUCUUUUGUUUUUAUAAAACUGCCUAGUUGUAACUGCUCAAGGAAACCGAUGUAUCAAAGGCAAUAAAUAAAAUUUCAGUUCAAA